CAAUUUCUUACAAAUAAACAAUUAGAUGAAAACAAUCAAAUCGCAAACCUUCUGAUUGCCAAUCCUGUUGUUUCUGCCAGAAAAGGUAGACCUCCUAGUAGAGCAAAAAGCACUAUUGAGAUUCAAGAACUGCAUACAAAAAAAUUUCAGGAUAAUAGAAAGCGAUGUCAAAGAUGUAGUCAAAAGGGUCAUAAUCAAGCUACUU
Messenger RNA from Cetraspora pellucida, 205 nucleotides. NCBI's taxonomy places the organism in Eukaryota, Fungi, Glomeromycota, Glomeromycetes, Diversisporales, Gigasporaceae. The record is from the annotation of a GenBank genome assembly.